ACUUCGCGAUGACGAUUCAUCGAUGCGCGCGUACAUUUACGCGCCCAACCCCCACACGCCGUCAGCUAAAGUGCGCGCACCCCGCUUUAACGUUCCGAGCAAGACGGUACAGAUCCACUGAGAACUCAAUACUUUUUCAGACCAGUUGCGGGAUUACCAGCAGCUGCUGGCAGCAAGCAGCUGGACGUCGUCAGUUGCGGAGACACGGCGGAACUGUGUCGUAUCCUUACGGCGGCGUGUCAUCCAUGCUAGUCCUUGCAGACGAGUCAGAAGAAACAAAAACUGCAGCACAGGGUAUCCAUUAAUAGCUGUCAUUCCGUUUUGGUUGUCACAGUGUCUGGUGUCAUGCCUAGAGUAAAAUCAACGAAAAGCACCGGUUAUGAAGUAUCGGUCGAUUGCGUGAUCGUCGUGGCAGCAGAGUAGUGGCUAGUCUACGAGCAGUCGUCGGAGGAAUUGGUGGUCAUAAUAAUUACGAUGGUAUUCGUUCGUUUCUUUCGUCGAUAGCUGUUUCGCCCACGAGUGGGCAAGGCUGCUCACGCGCUCUGAAUAGACUAGCAUGACACCGCAAGACAACAGGAUAUCGCCGACGACAACCAUCAUCGUUGUGUACACGCACGAUUUGGCAGGAACUUCCAUCAUGACGACGAAUACGGUUGCGGCUUGAUAGGAAAACGUUUUAGCUUUAAAGAAAGCAUAUACGAUGACGGUAAAGGCGGUGGUUCCACUAAUGGUAUCAGUGCAAUCAGAGUUACCCGGCCCGUCCACUCAGUAGUAGUGGAAAUAAACCUAGCCUAAAAUAUCGACCCGAAGUGAAUUAUCGGACAUCAUACAGAGCAGGAGUACGAUCGAUUAGUAGGUGGCUCCGCUGCAUAGGGUCUAAAUACUAUUAAUAACGGCCGGGGGGUAAUAAGGGUGGUGGAAACGACGGAACAAUCCAUUGAACUAAGCAGCUCCUGUCUAAAAGUCGACAGAUUAGGUGUAAACAUAACUAAAUUGUGACGUUUGUGUGUCCGUGGUAGAUACAGACUGGUUGAUUCGAGCAAAUUGUUGUGCCAUUGGAUACGACGCAUCAAUCUACGCUAUGAGGAGGCUAGUCCGAUCACGAUCGCUUCGCUUAGGGACCAUCUUCCUAUUGGUAACAAUGCAGUCUUGGUCAGCGCGCAUCCCCAGUAGGACAGUUGGGGUACAAGCCCAGAGCAGUCUCUCGAUAAGCAUCGUUCACAAAUCUCCUGAUUCGCAUCAUCGCCAUCACGAUUAUGGACAUGAUUGCAGUUAUAGCGAUGGUCGGCCCAGUGAUUUUUUCAAUGAGGUUCGCGGCGUGUCAACAGCAGCCAGACAAAGCAACCAACAGCAAAACGCUUAUGUUGGUCCUCGUAUUCCGAUCAGGUAUGACAUUGGUACUCCAGUGUCCCCGCGACCUCUACCUAGCUAUCCAACACUUCGUCCAGCCCCACGGCCCAGAUAUCCUUCAUCAAGGUUUUCGUCAGCCGAGAUAUCAAAAAUCGUUAAGGAUGCCAAGACGUUAGUAGACGAACGUCUGGCUCACGAGCAAAAAAUCCUAAUGGGAACGUAUCAGGUGCCUGCCUUGGAACCGGAUAGUGGUCAUCAAGCAAAGCUUAACCCUAGAUGGGCACUUUCGCCUGCAACACAGGGUGGUGCAUUGACAACUAGGAUAAGAAACACCUCUAUCACGGCCCUUCUAGCCGAGGAAGCAACUCGACUUCUAGCUAACACGUACGCGUUAAAUGGGCAGGCUGUCGCUCACGAGUUGCCUCUUGUCGAUAUACGCGGAACCGAGUUGGACCGGCAAUGCUCACAUCGUUUUGAGUAUCCUUGCUAUCCCCACAAGUACCGCUCCUAUAAUGGGCAUUGCAACAAUGUACAAAAUCCAAAUUGGGGAAAUUCGGGCACCCGGUACGGAAGAUUCUUAGCCCCCGAUUAUGCUGAUGGUAUAUCGGAACCGCGGAUGCGUUCAUCACUCGCCGGUGGAGGUACGCUCCCAUCAGCCCGGAAUGUAUCCCUUCGUGUUCAUGGCGACGCAGAUCAACCCCAUCCUCAUGUUAAUGUGAUGUUUGUGGCUCUAGCGGAAUUCGUCGCGCUCGACCUCGCCAACACGGCGUCGUAUGCAGGUGCUGCCAAAGAGCCUCUACGAUGUUGCGGAGUUCCUCUUGAACUCUUCCAUCCUGAAUGUUUUCCGGUCCGUGUACCUGAAGGAGAUCCGACAUACCCCCACAAAGCAUGUUUGCACUACAUUCGUUCUACGCCAGCCGUGCGAACCGGAUGCACUCUUGGACCGCGCGAACAAAUAAAUCAAGCGACCUCAUUUAUCGACGCCUCUCCUUUGUACGGAAACUCACGAGAAGAAGCUGUUCCGCUGCGGCUCUUCCAAAAAGGAGAACUUUUAGCCGACCACGAACUUCAUAAGGGAGGAGUGGCACCUAGAAUGGCAUCUGGUGCGCCUAGGGUCUGUCAAGGACAACUCUGCUUCCUUGCCGGUGAUCUUCGAAUCAACGAAAAUGCCCCUUUGGCAUCGAUGCAUGCUCUCUGGUUAAGGGAGCAUAACCGUGUGUCUCGAACUCUGGCCUCCUUAAAUCCACACUGGAGAGAUCAUGUUCUAUUUGAGGAGGCGAGAAGAAUCGUCAUUGCCGAACUGCAGCACAUUGUCUACGCGGAGCUGCUGCCUGCGAUCAUCGGAUCUGAACAGGUGGAAAAAUAUCGCCUGCGCCCUUUAAACUCCGGAUACUCCGAGGACUACAACAUCAAUCUUGACCCAUCAACUGCAAAUGAAGCGGCAACUGCUGUCUUGCACUUUGUAAUCUCUAUGAUGCCAGGAUACCUUGAGCUCCAGGAUUUACACAAUAGCUCCCGAAAGACACAGAUGGAAACCUUACGAACCUUCUACGCCCCGGAUGAGGUGCGUUCCCAUAUAAACGAGUUUGUUCUUGGAAUGCUGACGCAGCAUGCCCAGGCUAAAGAUGAAUACGUUUCCGCGGCAAUGACUAACACCUACCCUAUGAAUACCACAUCAUAUCAGGUGGGCUUAGAUGAUGUCUCAAUCUUAAUACAGCAAGGCCGCGAUCAUGGUAUACCUGGUUACACAGCGUUCCGCCGCUUCUGCGGUCUCGAUUUGCAACUUCACCAAUUCAAAGAUUUCACUUCCAUCACAACCCCAGAAACUGCUAAAAACCUAGCGUCUUUAUACUCAUCUGUCGACGAUGUGGACCUUUUUGUUGGGGGGAUGGUCGAAACUCCACUGGAAGGGGCAGUCGUUGGUCCUACAUUUGCAUGUCUGUUAGGUUUGCAAUUUCAGAAAAGUAAACAGGGAGACCGCUUCUAUUAUGAGAACGAUCUACCACCCUCAAAGUUUAGUAAAGAACAACUCGCGCAAAUCCGCCGAGUAUCUUUAGCCCGUUUGAUCUGCGAUAACACCGUUGCCUCUGAAAGGGACGCUAUUAAGCUACAACCUGCUUCGCUCUUUAUGCCCGACCCGUUCUUGAACGCAGAGGAGGCGUGUUCAUCACCUGGGCUGGAGCGGGUUGAUUUCUCUGCCUGGAAGUCGUUGCGUUCAGCGGAUUUCACUGAUCAGUUUAGCAGGGACCAGCUUAAACUACAGCUGAGCAUAGCGCGUGAAGAACUCGAUAAUCUACGUCGAGAGGAGAUUCGUCUCCAAAAGAGACAAGGGAGUCCAGAUCAAGCGUCGUCUCAGGCCGUUCUCUCAGCUCUGCUUCGACCAAGUGAAGAUGCACUGAGGUUAGCUAACGAGUCACUACUGCUGGAGCUUGCUUCGAAAGGAAUUGUCUUCAACUAUCUUCAUACUCUUGCUUCAGAUCGAGACGGUGAGCGUGAGGCGGAUAGCAUGCAAGAUCUGUUGGCAAUGUUGGCAACAGUCGGAUUACCCGAAGAUUUACGGCCCACGCGAACUCCUGGACACUGCGAUGAUACCGUUUUGCCUUGUGAUCACACUACAAAAUUCCGCACAAUGACCGGCUGGUGCAAUAAUCUUCGUUACCCUUUUUUCGGGAAAUCGCUCACACCAUUUGCUCGGCUUGCCCCGGCUAAAUACUCCGACGGCGUGUCGGAAAUGGCGACGAUUGGCACGACAGGCCAGCCUUUGCCCAAUCCUCGAGCAGUGUCCACAGCGAUACAUUACGACAUCGCCGACGCACAUCGUCGUUACACUCUGAUGCUUAUGCAAUGGGGCCAGUUUCUCGACCAUGAUAUCACGCUCACACCGAUGGUCGAAUACCCGGACAAAUCGAAUAUCAAUUGCAAACGUUGCGACUCUGCUACAACGGUUCAUCCUGAGUGCAGGCCAAUUAAAAUACCCCCGGGCGACCGGCAUUUCCCUGCGCGACAGCCUGAUGGAUCGAAUAACUGUAUAAGCUUUGUGAGGUCACUGCCUGGCCAACAAAAUCUAGGCGCCCGUCAGCAACUUAACCAGGUUACUGCAUUUAUCGAUGCUUCAGCCGUUUACGGCUCAAAUCGCUGUGAAAUGCGACGCCUUCGGUCUUAUCGUGGUGGCCGACUCAACGUGACAAAUAUCGGGAUCGGCCUAAAGCCCCUUCCGCCACAGACGGCAACGCAUAAGGAGUGUCGUGCGCCGUCACGCUUGUGCUUCACAGCAGGCGACGACCGCGUGUCAGAACAGCCUGGCCUGGCAGUAAUUCACACCAUGUUACUUCGAGAACACAAUCGUGUCGUGGAAAAGCUCUCCCGUGUCAAUCCGCAUUGGGAGGACGAACGGCUAUUUCAAGAAGGUCGUCGAAUUGUUUCGGCUGAAAUGCAACAGAUAACCUAUGGGGAGUUUCUUCCUCGGGUGCUCGGCAGAGCGACUAUGGACCACUAUGAACUCAAUCUUGCCUCCAACGGGUAUUCUCGCGCAUACAACCCAGAGGUGGACCCAAGUGUAUGGAAUGAGUUCAGUACAGCUGCUUUCCGCUUUGGCCACACGUUGAUUGCGCCGUUCUUCAGACUUCUCGGAAAUGAAUACGAUGAACAGCGGCCGGAAGCUCUACAGCUUCGCAAAGGAUUUUUCAACUCUGAUAUGCUUUACAGACCCGGCGCAAUUGAUUCGAUGUUGCGCGGGCUAGUUUCAGUAUCGAUGCGGAACUUCGAUAGCGCGGUAACUGAGGAGGUGACGAAUCAUCUAUUCGAAGAAAGGAGAAAGCCCUUCUCCGGCAUGGAUCUCAUAGCGUUGAACCUUCAGCGCGCCAGAGACCACGGCCUAAGUGGUUAUAACGAAUACCGCCAUAAAUGUAAUCUGAACAGAGCAACGUCAUUCGAGGAUCUCGUGGAGAUACCGGAGGCUGUUAGACAUCGCCUGGCUCUUAUUUAUGCCCAUGUAGACGAUAUCGAUCUGUUCACGGGUGGACUUGCGGAGCGGUCACUCCAUGGAGCUGUAGUAGGGCCAACGUUCGCCUGUCUUAUCGGUGCCCAGUUCUCCAAAAUGAAACGAGGAGAUCGAUUCUUUUUCGAGACAGACGAUCCAGCCGUUAGAUUCUCUGAAGCUCAAUUGGCAGGUCUUCGAGGAGUGACUUUGUCGCGGCUGUUGUGUGAUAAUUCUGAUCGGAUAACGACAGUUCAGAAGAAUGCUUUCGACCAAAUCGACGAUUUUCUAAAUCCUCGAGUUGCAUGCAGUACGCUACCAUCCUUGGACUUAAAGCUUUGGAGAGACGGGGAGUCGUGUUCCGUGCAAGCAAAGAACAUACCGCGAGGACAGUCGCUAACAGUAUCUCCGUGCAGAAGCUGUACAUGCACAGCUGAAGGAGUGUACUGCACGCCGGUUCGUAUAUCAGACUGCUUUGCUCUGUUAAAAACGCAACACAAUUCUGAGAUUUUCGAAGACGCGGCUUGCAGGGUUCAGUGUGCGUUUGCUAUGGUAAUCACCGAUUCGAGACGUGCCACGAGACCCAUCGAACGGCACCCAUCGCAGCAGGCAUCACGCUCAGAAUCCCAAGAAACAGAUAGAUUUUAAGUGCCCAUUAUGAAGAUAGAAAAAAUAUUGAAUUCGUCCACUUUGUUGUCAUAACGUCUCUAUUUACAUAGCAUACAUUAUUGGACCUUGUUGCAAUUACUAAAAUUACUAAAUUACUAAAAAUAUUUUCAUUUGUGUAAGUAUUCUUUCUAUUGUACCUCGAGUGCAUUGCAACAUUGGGAUGAUAGUUUAGAAAGUCAAGCGAUUGAACAAAAUACCGAAUAAAAAGUAUAAAUAGCAUUAGAUGCUAAAAAAUAAUUGUUUUAUUUUCGGUCAUUUCGAACCGAACUGAGCUCUUUGUCUCGUCCUAUCUCAGUAUCUCUGAACACAUCGUUGGCUCAUGUAUUGAUACUAACUUUCGGUUCUGCACCUGUACUUGCCAGCGUGACGCAAAAAAACUUCUAUUCUAGAUUAAGACCAUUGGAGUAAAGAUCAGUUAAAUACAAGAACCGCUACAUAGCGUCUGUUUCAAAAUUGCUGACCUUCAAGUCUUAAUAGGUUCACUGUUUUAGUAUAAUUUAUACCUAUUACUGGAGGAGAUGUGCAUGAGUGUUGUAUACAUUAUAAACUGA
Messenger RNA from Varroa destructor (honeybee mite), 6546 nucleotides. RefSeq lists its product as uncharacterized. The record is from RefSeq and is a predicted model, not a curated record. Gene Ontology annotation, biological process: response to oxidative stress. Gene Ontology annotation, molecular function: heme binding; peroxidase activity. Lineage: Eukaryota; Metazoa; Arthropoda; Arachnida; Mesostigmata; Varroidae.